AUGCCUUACAGUAAUACGAUUCCUCAGAAUGAAUCGGAAGUUUACGCUACUUUGGUGAAAAUCCGUGCUCGUCUUGCUGAGAUCAAAAAGGAUGCAAAGUACUCGAACAACACGGAGAUCGAGACCAUCUAUCACGAGGUGUUAGAGUCUGUGACUGAGCUCAAACGCACCAGGGACUCUGCCAAGGCCAGAGCAAAAAUCAAUCCCAACACUGUCACUCUACCCCCGGCCAAUGGAACCUUUGGAAAUCAGAUCGAUCUACUUAUUGACGAGAUAUUCCAGCUUCUAUCACUAUUUUUUGUGAGCUUCGGACUCUCGAACACUGCACCAGCCACUCAUGCAUCUCUCACCACCGUUCAAAGGCUACUAGAACACCUCAACGAAUCUGGAGUUUAUACCCAUCAGGAAUUGAAACCGAUCCAUGAUCGCUUGGAUGAGAUAUCCGAUAUUAUAAAUACAGAAGACAAUGAUGAUAAUCUUUCUACCAAGGAAGAAAUUAGACUCCUCAAGCAUAAACUACAUCUUGCAUACCACGAAUUUGAUAUUUUGGACAGGAAGAUCGGCAGUUUACCUCCUCAGGUCCGUAAACUUAUGGAUAACUUACUCUCCUUAAAGUACCAGCUCCUCGAUUUACUCUCAACCGAUAAGAAUUCAAAGUCUGACGUUAGAUCAAAGAUCGAACAGGAGCGCCAGGUCGAAACGAUUUCGAAAGAUUUGGAUAAACUUCAGAACGAACGUGAUAUUUUAGCUUCUAAUGACUUGGGUACAGCUGCUCUCAAUUCUUCCUCUAUUUUGAACUCUUUACUAGGUGACUGCCACGAUUACCUCAGCAAUCUUCGAAUGGGCGAGGACAAAAUUGAUGUUCAUUUGGUUCCAAUCUACGAUAAAUUGGUCAACCUACAUUCGGUUUUGAGCAAUCUUCUCAUAACGAGACGGUGGUCGUUGAGAACUGUCGAUUUAUUCACAUAUCAAAAUCAAUUGAGUGAAAUAGAUAAGUCCCGAAAUGCUGGAUUCUUUGGUAGCCCCGGGUAUAAAGGUCAGUCGAUACUGCUCUUCCUACUUCGUUCCUGCUAUGCUCUCAUCUACAAGCUAUUAGAGUCCAGUGAACCUGUCAGCGAAGCAUUACAACCGUUACACAAUCAGCUUUCUACGAUAUACAGAUGUCUUGUUGAUCUUAAACAAUCUGGUGGUAUUAGUUCCAUGAGAGAAUUGUAUCCUUACCAACUAAAAUUGGCAUCGAUCGAUAACGAUGCCGCCAAUGGAAUAUUUAAAGUGGAUGGACAGAUACCACCGGGACAGGCAACUCUUACGGCGUUGUUAGCUGAGUGUUUUGACAUUCUUCACGAAUUGAAAGUCGAUUAUUACGAUAAGGCCGCUAGUAAUGGGGAAUUUACGGAAACAGAAAAUAUUAUAGGUACUAAAGCAUUACAGGACAGCAGCUAUGACUACAAUAACGUUGGGGAACAGGAAUAUUCCAGUUAUGCCCCCAGUGAGAUGAGUGAAAUGAGUGAGAGAAGCGAGGUGAGCGAUAUGUAG
This is a messenger RNA of Brettanomyces nanus, 1536 nucleotides long. RefSeq lists its product as uncharacterized. The coding region runs from base 1 to 1536 and encodes 511 amino acids. NCBI's taxonomy places the organism in Eukaryota, Fungi, Ascomycota, Pichiomycetes, Pichiales, Pichiaceae. Gene Ontology annotation, cellular component: cytoplasm; nucleus. The transcript has a single exon. The record is from RefSeq and is a predicted model, not a curated record.